Cheilinus undulatus (humphead wrasse) is the source of this 5288-nucleotide messenger RNA. It is a transcript of the gene dpf2, whose product is annotated as D4, zinc and double PHD fingers family 2. Gene Ontology annotation, cellular component: nBAF complex. The transcript is spliced from 12 exons. The record is from RefSeq and is a predicted model, not a curated record. Gene Ontology annotation, biological process: nervous system development. Bases 102 to 1343 code for a protein of 413 amino acids. NCBI's taxonomy places the organism in Eukaryota, Metazoa, Chordata, Actinopteri, Labriformes, Labridae.
AGGGAGGGCACUAAAACGCAUGUUUCCGCUCGCUCUGCCUACAAGUCCUGACAGAGGGCAUACAUUACCCGCAGCCACUUCUCCCCGUGUAUUAAAGCAAGAUGGCAGCUGUUGUGGAGAAUGUUGUGAAACUGUUGGGAGAGCAAUACUACCGAGAUGCCAUGGAGCAGUGUCAUAACUACAAUGCACGGCUCUGUGCGGAGAGGAGUGUUCGGAUGCCGUUCCUUGAUUCACAGACCGGUGUGGCUCAGAGCAACUGCUACAUCUGGAUGGAGAAGAGACACAGAGGACCAGGCAUGGCCCCAGGGCAGCUCUACACCUAUCCAUCCAGGAGGUGGAGAAAGAAAAGACGAUCUCAUCCUGCAGAGGACCCCCGGCUUAUCUUCCCUGCUGUCAAGUCAGAAGUAGAUAUAGGACUGAAGAAAGACACUCUGUUGUCAGCAGACGGCAGCAGCCUGGAGGCUCUGCUAAAAGGAGACUCUUUGGAAAAGCGCACAGCUGCAGAUCUGCGAGGGUCUGAGGAGGACUCUAACCAGAGUGACUACACUGGAGGCCUGAACCCUGCCACUCGGAUUAGAAAGAGAAUCCUUGAGCCAGAUGACUUCUUGGAUGACUUAGACGAUGAAGACUACGAGGAGGACACGCCUAAAAGACGAGGCAAAGGAAAGGGGAAGGGUCGAGGUGUGGGCAGCACCAGGAAAAAGCUGGACACAGCAGCGCUGGAGGACAGAGACAAGCCUUACGCUUGUGAUAACACUAUCAAACAAAAGCAUAUUUCAAAACCUUCUGAAAGAGUUUGUGGAAAGCGCUACAAGAACCGCCCAGGCCUGAGCUACCACUACACCCACUCCCACCUGGCUGAGGAGGAGGGGGAGGAAAAGGAGGAGAUGGAGCUCAAUGAGCCAGUCCUGCCGCUGCCUACUGAGCCCAAAACUCCGAAGAAAGGUCCAGAUGGUCUCGCGUUGCCUAACAAUUACUGUGAUUUCUGCCUUGGAGACUCCAAAACCAAUCACAAGACUGGCCAAUCAGAAGAGCUGGUGUCCUGCUCCGACUGUGGACGCUCAGGCCACCCCUCCUGUCUGCAGUUCACUCCUGUAAUGAUGGCUGCUGUGAAGACAUACCGCUGGCAGUGCAUAGAGUGCAAGUGCUGCAACAUGUGUGGCACCUCUGAGAACGAUGAUCAGCUUCUGUUCUGUGAUGACUGUGACAGAGGAUACCACAUGUACUGCCUCAACCCACCCAUGUCUGAACCUCCAGAGGGGAGCUGGAGCUGUCAUCUAUGUCUGGACCUCUUAAAAGACAAGGCAUCCAUAUACCAGAACCAGAAUGUCCCACAGUCGUGAUGAUCGCUCCCCGCUUCUGCACACGAGUCAUCAGUCAACCGUCCGGCAGUUUAUGUUUACCCUGAAAGUUCGAUGACAAACUCUCCUGACGAGCUGACCCUGGAGGGAGUGUGUUCACAACAGACAAUAAGUGUGAAAGGGAAGUAUCCCUUAACCAAACUGGCCUCAUUUAGUUUAGGUAUGACUGUUGCACAGUUCCAAGCUCAGAUUCAGACCCACGGAUUUUAACUUUUUUUUUGCCAUACAACUUUAGCAAGACUAAAUUUGAUCAAGAUGCACACACAGUAAGCCAAAACUUGACUUUCUGUUCAGUUUUUUUUACACAUGCUCCUACAGAGUUGCUAAAAGCUGGUCUCUUUUUUGCAAUGUACUAAUUUUGUGACUAGAGCAGAAACAGAGCUUGGAAUUAAGUAGCAUGCCUAUGCUUGCUAUCAAAAAAGAGACAUUUUAUAAUAUUUAUAUAUUUCUAUGGUAUAUUAUAGUGUUAAGUAUGUACAAAUUGGAAAGAAGAUUGGUCAUGAAAUGAUCGUUUUAUUGGUGCCCAUUUUAUCAUUAUGAGAAAAGAAUCAUAACCAUGUUCUUUUAUUGCGCUACUGAUAUUUGGUGAUUGACUUGAUAGAGUCAAAGGGAUCUGCUGAGACUAGAUGAUACUUUAACCAGCCACUGCCACAGGUCACAGUGAUGUACUCAUUAAAGUCGCUCCCAAGGCUUAAGGGUUUAAAGAUGUCAGCUUUAAAGAGUGAACAUGAGCGUGUUUCAUUCAGUCUUCACACUCUAGUCCUAAAAAAAGCAGACAGGAUGCUGAUGCUUGACUGAAAAGCUGUAUAACAUCUGCACACCUGGAGACGAGUGUACCAGCUAGGCAAAAACAAAGAAGUGACAGACUUCUUGACCUGAAUUUACACAAGUGCUCCAAGCUGGCAGGUCGUAGUGGCACCAGGUCUUUUGAAACAAAAACACAAGUGUUUUGUGCAAUUUAGACAGUGUGCAGGAGUUUGCCUGCACUUUUUGAUGGAUUAAUUUCUCUUAUGCAUCUGUCGUAUGAAAUAGAUGUCAUUUCUGAAAAUUGUAGUACUUUUCAGUACAAUUAAUCAUUAAAAUAGCGGACGAUUGAUUUUAACAGGGCUUAUCUGUUUAGUGUAAAUCCUUAUUCAUAGAUGACUCAUCCUGUUGACAAAAUGUUCUGCCAUUGGCCCUCAUUUAUCAAACUUGUGUAGAAACCAGCACAGAUUUGUGUGUAGAAAUCAUCUUAUGACAACGUCCACAUGCUCUUUAUGAAACAUGCAUAUUUGGCCAAUAACAGCAUACAACUGAGCAGGUGUUUAUAAAUAUGGCAGCUGAAAGCAAUCGUCAUUAAAAUAACAUGCCUUCACCUCAGAGUUUACAACAUGCAGAUUAGCAAUACAGCUUAAGACCUGCUACCUUUAUCAUGGUUUCAGUGUCCAGGUCAGAAGUAAUGGAAAAUUAAAUAUUUGAUGUUUUAAAGUGAAUCCGAAAAAUGUCUAGAAGGAAAUCACCACUGUGGUUAAUAGUGUGCUCCAGCUGAUAUUAGAAUAUUUGAUAAUGUUGUCAGCUCUUAAGAUGGGAACACAAAAGCCUGUUUUGGCUCUUAAAAGAAUUAGCAUGCAAACAGAAGGAGGUGCUCCAGACUGAGAGGAGUGGGUUUUAAUACCUCAGUGUCAAGAAUUAAUAUUAAUGUAUGCUCAUUGUAAGAGAGGCUGUAAUGUCUGGUAGCUUUGAAAACAAAUGAAGAAUUGUUAUAAAUUCUAUUUCUAUCUGAAUAGCUUCUGUCCAAACGUAUCAGUCAUAAUUCUUACAUUUUAGAGCACUAUGAGCUCCUGUCUCCCACAAUCCUUAGCUCUUUGUCUGCACAUAAUUAUGCACACAUUAGUGGAUUGAUUUAUCUAUAAACAGGCUGAUGAUUACAUAUAAUGUAAGGUAUUUUGUUUCCUCUCAAGUCAACUUUUUUCUGAAUAGCUGCAGAUUUUUUCUGCUUGUACUUCUAUAUUUUCCGAGUGAUAUUAAGUUGUACAAUGAAACUUUAAUAAUUACUGAAGGCAGCCUGUCUAUUUUAUUUUAUUUUUUCAAUAAAUCAAUAAAGAAACUAUCUUUAUCAAAGAUCACAAACAAGAAAUCAACUGAAGCUUGUGCUGAUCAUCACCAUAUAAAAAAGCAAAGCUGCUCACAGGGAUUGUCAAAGCUUUGGUUUAAUGUUAAAUACAUUUUAAAAAUCACAGAAGGCAAGUCCACAUGGAGUUGAAAACAUGUGUACAUCAGCUCAGACCUGGCAUUGGAUUUGAGUAUAUUGUACACUCGCAUCCAGAUUGAUAAAUGUCGACCUGUGCGUGGAAUUGACCGUACUCCCAAAUCUCUGGUGUGUUCAUGUUUGAUAAAUGAGGGCUGUUGUGUUGUACUUUCAAAUAAGCUUGUCCCAUGCUUUUCUUUGGACAUAAAGUCUGACUUUCUAAACUUGCAUCUUCUCCAUCAUAGGGGUUAAAGUUACCUCCAAGUAAUGCACAAACAUGGUUCAGAUCCUUGGACAUGGCAUAACUCCCAGCUCUCACGUCAGACAUAAUGUUACACCCAAGCGUAUGCCCAGCUGGUGCGCUCUGCUCCUUGUCUUUGUGUGGCAGAAUUCAGAUUAUUUCAGUCAAAUUUAAAACAAAUCUUAUUUACCUUCAGACAGGAUAAAACCCUUUCAUUGCUGUGUUCUAGCAGUUGUGUGAUCAUGUACCAUAUCCAAUAUCUUAAUGUGACACCACUAGAUUAUUAAGUGUAACUGGGUUCUUUCAGCCUUGCAGAUAGUCACAUGGUGAUGAUAUUAAAGCAAUAUAAGAGCUCCUGUAGGAUGCUGGUAUGACAGGGACUGAUGGCAGAGUCACUUAAGGCUCUGUUGGCAGAUAAUGUGCGAUACUGUAAAUUUUAUCUCCAAAAUUUUAUCACAGAUUGGGGACUGUGUCAGAAAUUAUGUAUGGCUCCAUAUUGUAAAAAAAGGUUAUAAUGUGUUUAUGUGUAGUCCUAUGGAGAAACGGCUCUAUUUGUUACUGCUUGCGUAGUUUUAUUAUGCAAUGGUUUCCUUCUGUGGCAAGGCUACAAGAAAAAUUAAGAACUGCUAAAGCAGUUACUUUACCUCAAACAGAAACAGUAUUUAAGGGAUUGAAAUGCGCUGUUGAUCGAUGGGACAAAGGCAGCGUGAUUAAUCGUCAUAAAAUGUGCAGUGUCUGCUUCAAUGACUGCCUAUUCUACUGGUAAACAAGUGCAUGCUCAGUAAUUGUCUGCACUCUCUUAUACUAUGUAGUGGUCUCAGCAUAGGUGGGCAGAGGUGAUGGGAUGUGGUGUAAUAUAAAUUAACCAUGCUAUCAUGUUGUUUCAAUAGCCAACUAACAAUAACUAAAGCAUUACACAGGUAUAACUUGGUUUAUUUUCUCAUCACAUUUAGUUCUUUAGAGACAGUGGCUACUAGGAUAUUUUGCUGGUUGUUUUUCUUUUCAUGGAUGAUGUUUGCGUACUUGAUGUGUGGGAGAUUUUGGGACUUACGUGGAUGUUGCUUUCUAGUUAAUCCUGUGAUUCAGUUCUCGACUGAGCCGCUCUCUUCCAAAGCUUGAAACGAGAAGCAAAGCCCAUAAUGUGAUUAAGAAGCAAAUAGUGGAUUUGCACCUGUGACAAUGAAUGGUUCAGUAAUAUAGGACUGGAUGUCCAGCUUCAAGGCUUUACUCAGAGCCAUAGACAAAGAAGAGUCCAGCUGUUGUUGUCAUUACCUUUUAGAUCCUAUUAUGGUUUUCUGGUGUCGAGCUUUGGGACAGAACUGUUCAUGAUAGAGUUUAAAGCAAGAUCAUAGGUUUACAGACUAGGUUAAUACCUUUUGGAUGGACUUUCAUUGAAUUUUGAUGGAAUGUUUUAUUGUAAGAAAUUUGUCUUCAGGAAAAUAAAAUACUAGGCACUAUA